AUGUCGAAGCAGGGAGAUUACGACCAGGUCAAGAAGGACAUUAUUGCUGUUCUCAAGCAGCCCGAGUACGAUGACGGUUCCGCCGGUCCCGUGCUUGUUCGUCUUGCAUGGCACGCAAGUGGCACUUACUGUGCCGAGACCGACACUGGAGGAUCCAACGGUGCCGGCAUGCGAUACGAGGCCGAAGGUGGUGACCCUGCCAACGCUGGUCUUCAGCACGCCCGUGUCUUCCUCGAACCCAUCAAGGAGAAGCACUCCUGGAUCACUUACGCCGAUCUCUGGACUCUGGCCGGUGUGGUUGCCAUUGAGGCUAUGGGCGGUCCCAAGAUCCAGUGGCGUCCCGGCCGAACCGACUUUGCCGACGACUCUCGACUCCCACCUCGCGGCCGUCUUCCCGACGGUGCACAGGGUGCUGAUCACCUCCGAUUCAUCUUCUACCGCAUGGGCUUCAACAAUCAAGAGAUCGUCGCCCUUUCUGGCGCCCACAAUCUCGGUCGAUGCCAUUCAGACCGAUCCGGUUUCGAAGGUCCAUGGGUCAACUCGCCGACACGUUUCUCCAACCAGUAUUACAAGCUCUUGCUCAAGCUCAAGUGGUCGCCUAAGAAGUGGGAUGGUCCAUUCCAGUACGUCGCCAAGGCUCCAGGUGCCGAUGACGACGACGAACAGCUCAUGAUGCUUCCCACCGACUACGCCUUGAUCCAGGACGACAAGUUUCGUCCUUGGGUCGAGAAGUACGCUGAAGACCGAGAUGCUUUCUUCCAAGACUUCUCCAAGGUGUUCGCUAAGCUGAUCGAACUUGGUGUUUACCGUGACGAGAGUGGUAUUGCAAGAGCAGACAAGGUGAAGUCGUACAAGGGCGAGUACAAGUCGGCUCCACAGAAGUCGCACGAGCCUGGCGCACCCGGUGCUGGCAAGGAUGGUGAGGCUGACCCACUCGCAAGACAAAACAAGAGGGCUCAGAACCACCACCAGUCCUCUGCCAAGGCUAAGCUCUAA
Molecule: messenger RNA, 996 nt
Organism: Ustilago hordei
Lineage: Eukaryota; Fungi; Basidiomycota; Ustilaginomycetes; Ustilaginales; Ustilaginaceae
Exons: 1
Coding region: 1-996 (331 amino acids)
Biological process (GO): cellular response to oxidative stress; response to reactive oxygen species; hydrogen peroxide catabolic process
Molecular function (GO): peroxidase activity; heme binding
Source: RefSeq, a predicted model, not a curated record